AUGCAAACACCCAUUAGCAUAUGUACUGAGAGCAUCAUUCCAGCCGGGCUAAGGUUAGGUCCGGCCCCGGGAAUCUUUAAACUGGGAAAAUACAUGACUGACCGUAAGGAGCCUGGGCUUAAGAAAAAGAUUCGAUUGCUGAGGGGAUAUUUGGUGGACGAAGACGGGAGAUCCGUUCUGGAAUGGAUAGGGUUAAUCCGUGCUGCUAGAAACAGCCAAGAACAGAAUCUAGAAGCCAUAGCAGACUUCCCCGGAGGGCAGGUUUUUUAUAGAGCUCUGCGAGAUAUACAGUCCGGAGAGGAGUUAACUGUGUGGUAUUCAUUCUCACUAGCUCAGUGGUUUAACAUUCCCCCUACGGCUACACCAACUCACGACGAAAAAGGUGAAGAACGCUACAUCUGUCGGUACUGCUGGAGAAUAUUUAAAUACCCCAAUACGUUGAAAUCUCAUAUCCACUUUCAGUGCGCUUUAAUCAAUGAUAAGGGCUUCGUGAACAACGAACAAGACAGGAACUCGGGAAAUGAUAGCAGAUUUCAGAAAUCUGGAGACAUUUCGAACAUUUCCCCGCCACUACGAAACGGCCAUAACCAGAACCCGACAAGUUCAGGGCAUAUAAAACGGAUAGCGCUGUCAUCUCCAUUUUUAAACAAAGCAGGAACGACGAAAAAAACAACGGGGCUAGAGGACCAGGACCGAGCAUUAGACAUGAGCGUCAGUUCUGCCAGAAGCCAUGGGCAUCUCAUUGGCCUGGGUGGGACUUCUCCUGGCCUAAACAACAUGUGUUUCCACCCUGGAGUACGAUCUGCUUUUAAACCAGCGAGGUUUUUAAAGCUCAUGUCGUCUGAAGUAUCCAGAGAAGAUAGCAAUGUAAAACAGAACGGACUGGGUUUUAGUAAACUUCUGGGAAGCAUUAAGACAACGCGGAUAAUGAGUGAGUCGUUAGCGGUCGGCAACCCUUCCAAAUGUAGCCACCACAAUGAUUCCACACUAUCAACGUUGCCCUGCAGCAAUGCCAUCGAAGGAGUAAAAUUAUUUCCACACUUUGAGGAAACGACUGCAUUUAAACAUGUAGAAAGUCGUCUUCACUCGGGGUUAUCCCCACCUUGCUACUCGCAGAUUUCUUCUGGGUUGCAUUUUGAGAGGUUUUCUAUCCCCCAGUUCGAUGGCGUCAAGCCAUACAGUGCAGAAAGUAACAUCCCCAUCAUGCCCUUUACCGUCUACAAGGGAGAGCUUGUCUACACUUCUCCCUAUCAUCCUCUGACGUUCCACUUCAACAAUUUGAUUAAGUAUCCAGAAUCGCUGUCAUACUUCGGGGCCCCAGCACUCAACUCAGCCUUGAGCGCAGUUACCAACAUUGACAGAGAGAUUGCCAUGCAUACUCAACAGCUUUCUGAACUUACUGUUGAGAAGAACCGGGCGAGAUUAGAGUCAGUGCCCACCACAACCUCGGCUCCUGGCAAACCGAAGAAGGGACAUCUGUGUUUAUACUGUGGCAAACUCUACUCCCGCAAAUAUGGACUCAAGAUACAUAUGAGGACUCAUACAGGUUACAAACCUUUGAAGUGCAAAGUGUGUUUCAGACCUUUUGGGGACCCGAGCAAUCUAAAUAAGCACAUCCGCCUACACGCAGAGGGCAACGCGCCGUAUAGGUGUGAGUUUUGUGGAAAAGUGUUGGUCCGCCGAAGAGAUCUGGAGAGGCAUGUUAAGUCGAGACAUCCGGGAAAAACGAUUAAAAAUUCUGAUGAUAAAACGGAGAGCACUUUCCAAGACCAGGAGCAAAACAAUGACUACAGCAACGAUAGCGAUGUCGACGUUUGUUUCACAGACGAUCACAGUGACCAGGAAUCUGGAAAGAAUACUGGUCAAUAG
This is a messenger RNA of Polyodon spathula (Mississippi paddlefish), 1869 nucleotides long. RefSeq names its product PR domain zinc finger protein 13-like. Gene Ontology annotation, molecular function: protein binding. Lineage: Eukaryota; Metazoa; Chordata; Actinopteri; Acipenseriformes; Polyodontidae. The transcript is spliced from 4 exons. Bases 1 to 1869 code for a protein of 622 amino acids. The record is from RefSeq and is a predicted model, not a curated record. Gene Ontology annotation, cellular component: nucleus.